AAUUUCAAUCAGAGCUUGCAACUAUUUAUCCUCUGAAUCAUGUUUUUAAUGAAAGAGAAAUUCAAGCAUGGAGAGCAAUACUCAAAGCUGCAGGUUGUACAAACAUCACUCCAUUUAAUAAUAAAGAAUCAAAGUAUGAAUUUUGGACCAGAGAUCCAAAUCCUUCAUCUGAUAUAGAAACAUUUCUUAUGCUAUACAAUAAAGGAUUUUUAAAUGUUCCUGAAAUUAAUAUUAAUCAAAACAAUUCAACUUGCAAAUUUGAAUCAUGUGUUACUUCUAAACAUCUAGCUACUUGUAUUAUUGAUUCAAUUAAUGCAAAUAAAAAAGGAGUAGAUGGGAAGAGAAGGAUUUUAUCAAUAGUAGCAGAUAAAUUUAGUCAUGAAGAAUUGAAUGCAUUGGAGAUAAAAGUUGCAUUAAAUACAUUGAAUGAAGCUCGGAAAUUUGCACGAUUAAAUGGACCAGGCUGUCCAAUCAUUGAAAAACCUCAAAUACAUAGAAAUAGAUAUUCAGAAGAAUCAAAAAAACAAUUUGAAAUGUUUUUUUCUGAUAAGUCAAUU
Molecule: messenger RNA, 557 nt
Organism: Entrophospora candida
Lineage: Eukaryota; Fungi; Glomeromycota; Glomeromycetes; Entrophosporales; Entrophosporaceae
Source: the annotation of a GenBank genome assembly